Messenger RNA from Syngnathus typhle (broad-nosed pipefish), 868 nucleotides. RefSeq names its product phosphatidylethanolamine binding protein 1 (gene pebp1). The transcript has 4 exons. NCBI's taxonomy places the organism in Eukaryota, Metazoa, Chordata, Actinopteri, Syngnathiformes, Syngnathidae. The record is from RefSeq and is a predicted model, not a curated record. Bases 215 to 778 code for a protein of 187 amino acids. Gene Ontology annotation, biological process: negative regulation of MAPK cascade.
CUGUAGAUUGAUGGGAGACCACGAAUGAAAAUAGGUAAUGGUGAUGUUUGAAAUAUAAUCCAAAGUGAAGAAAGAACGUGGUGACGUGUGUUGCAGUAGCUUUGCUUUAGAAUUUUAUCUUGAGCGCUGGUCCUUGAACGUGCCAUAGCCUCGUCGAAACCCAGCAGAAGCAGCGAAUUGCGAUCCAGUUAGUUAGCCGCUCCGUCCAGACAACAUGCCUGUGGAUGUGAACCAGUGGAGCGGCCCGCUGCAGCUCCACGAGGUGGAGGAGAAGCCCGGCCGGCCUCUGACGGUCAAGUACGGCUCCGUGGAGAUCGACGAGCUGGGCAAGGUGCUCACGCCCACGCAGGUCCAGAACCGGCCUACGAGCAUCGAGUGGGAGGGAUGCGACCUCAACAAACUUUACACUUUAGUCCUAACCGACCCGGACGCCCCCAGCAGGGAAAAACCCAAAUUCAGGGAGUGGCAUCACUACCUAGUGGUCAACACGAAAGGAAACGACCUGUCCUCCGGUGUUGUCUUGUCCGACUACGUUGGUUCCGGCCCUCCUGAGGGAACAGGUCUCCACCGCUACGUGUGGCUGGUGUACAGCCAGCCGGGGGCGCUGUCGUGCACCGAGCGCAUCCUCACGAACCGCUCGGGCGACGGGCGCGGCAAGUUCAGCGUGGGCGCUUUCCGCCGCAAAUACGGACUGGACGCGCCCGUGGCCGCCACCUGCUACCAGGCCGAGUGGGACGACUACGUGCCCAAACUCUACCAGCAACUGGCGGGAAAGUAGGCCUCCUCCGCACUCAAGCCAACAAUAACGAAUCGUGCGCCACCUAAUGCACAUAAACGGGUUGACUCAAUAAAGCUGCUUUGCAAUCAA